This is a messenger RNA of Coccidioides posadasii C735 delta SOWgp, 3310 nucleotides long. RefSeq lists its product as uncharacterized. Gene Ontology annotation, molecular function: mRNA binding; 3'-5'-RNA exonuclease activity. Lineage: Eukaryota; Fungi; Ascomycota; Eurotiomycetes; Onygenales; Onygenaceae. The record is from RefSeq and is a predicted model, not a curated record.
GUCACCACCACCCGAAGUCUUCGAACGCUUCUCCCUUUUCUCCCCUCCCCUUGUUGUAAUCUUCUUCUCUCUAUCUGCCUCAUUCGCACUCACGCUCUCGCUUUGUUGUUUCUCUGGCUUUCUUUUUUUCUCUUCUCCUUUGCUUUUGCUGCUCUUGUUACGUUUCUCCCUUCUUUAGGUGACAGAGUCUUGUACCUCCAAUCGGGCCUCUUCUGCUUUCUUAUUCUCGGCUUGCUGGCCGUAUCAAUCCCCAAUUGUUCACCCCCUUCCGGACCCUCCCUGGUCGAGUCUUGCAGUCCUCCAGUUUAAUUGUGAGCCAUGGCAUCCGCAAUUCAGUCCCCAACUCCAAAGCUGGACCGAUACAUUGUGAUCCAUGUUUCCACCACCUGUGAUGAGCAUGGCGUCUAUGUCACCAAGGAUUCGGCAGAAGUUAUCGAGCUGGGAUGGAUCUUACUGGACACAAAGUCUUGUGAGGAGCUCCACCGAGAGAGUGUUCUCGUCAAGCCAAUCAACACUCCCAUUACACCACUCUGCACGAGCCUGACCACUCUUACAUGGGAGCAUGUUCGCUCUGCAGGCACCUUCCGGGAUGCGAUCAACCGUUUUGAUGCCUUCGCACAGGAACACCUCCUGUCCAAGAACCUCGAGUUCGCCUUUGUAACAUUGGACUCAUGGGAUAUGCGUGUUCAGCUCCCUCGCGAGGCCCGGGACAAAGCCGUUGUCCUUCCUCCUUACCUUCAGCAUUCCCGGACUUUUGACUUGCGGACGGAAUAUCAACGCUGGCAGCAGCAUCAUCCGGAAUCCCUUCCGUUCGGCCCUAGUGACCUUUCCAAUAUCUGUGCUGCUUUGGAGGUGGAGCCCGUUCAAUCUUCUGCUCCCAUUAAGCACAACCUCCCGUUCCACCUUCAAGCAUUGGCCCCUGCAUCACCACGUCGUGCAAUGGAGGAGGUUAUUACCUUGGCUCGAGUUCUCCGUGGCCUGAUCCGCAAAUCGCAGCCACCUCACGAGCACCCCGAGAUUCUGACCCGUCCAAUGGAUGCUAGAGCUGACGUCCGUGCCUUUUUGGCGGAGCGUAGCAAGGUUUUACACAUGAGUGGACUGCCUCAUGACACUACUCAGUCGGAAUUAGAGAGCUGGUUCACCCAAUUUGGUGGACGUCCGAUUGCGUUUUGGACCCUCCGAACCCCAGAUCAGCACAAGCCAACAGGUACUGGCUUCGCUGUGUUUUCAUCUCACGAAGAGGCCGCUGAAAGUCUUUGCAUGAAUGGACGGGCGUUGAAUGAGAGGGCGAUUGAGGUAUCACCUUCAUCAAGUAGGGUCCUUGAUCGGGCUGCCGAAAUCCUUACGCCUUUUCCGCCAAGCAAGAACCGUCCUCGUCCCGGAGACUGGACUUGUCCAUCGUGUGGAUUUUCCAACUUUCAGCGUCGCACGGCUUGCUUCCGCUGCUCGUAUCCUGCCAUUGGUCCUGGCCCUGAUCCAAUGGGAUAUGCCUAUGGAUAUGGUCCGCCAAGUAUGCUUCCUCCACCCCACCAUAUGGGUCACCAUGGUGGCCAUGGUAUGGGACAUGGUAGAGGCAUGGGAGGUAAUGGAGGAGUGGUCCCGUUCCGUGCUGGUGAUUGGAAAUGCGGUGCCGAAGGUUGCGGCUACCACAACUUUGCUAAAAACAUCAACUGUCUCCGAUGUGGUGGCCCUCGCUCCGGUGCAGCAGUCGUGGCAGAUUCUGCUUUCCCCUCUCCAAUGGACCCGUCUUCCAACUUUGGUAUGGGACCUGGAUCCAUUAGCAGCGCCCCUGGAGCCGCUCCGUUCCCGUCUACUGGAGCGGGCUUCGGUGGAUUUGGUCAACAGUUUGCCGCUCCUCCAACCACGUACGGGUUGCCAGCAGGGCUUGGAGCUGCACCCGGACCCUAUCCUCCAAUGGGUCAAAUGAACACCGGAUAUGGAUCUGGCGGAGCCUCUCAUUCUGCCGCCUCUUUCGGCAAUCCUGCUACCCAAGCUGCUUUUACAGGGGCCGACCAAGUGCAGCAGCCCGUUGGGACCUCCAACGGUGGCUUUUAUAAUAACGACUCCUCUGCCGACCCUUUUGCCUUCCUCUCCACUGGUCUCGGCGGACUGACAGUCGCAGACGAAACACACGGACGCAGGAAUGGCACCGCCAACAGCAAGUCCCCGGCGUAAUUCGCUACUAAAAACUUUCAUCAAACGAGUAUCUUGGCCAGACGAUAUAUUGGCUGAUAGCAAACGUCUUGCAUUCCUUCCUGCAACUCGUUUCCAUUAAUGAACGAUAUGGACGACAGCCUGAAGUGUCUCAGGCCGAGGCGGCGAUGCUGUUGCUUGAGAAGCCAAACCGCCAAUAAAUAUAAGCCAAUCUUUAGGGACUCCUGCACGUGUUGCCCCGGCACAACCCUUUUCUCUUUUUCUCAGUUUCUACUUGUGUAUUUUUCUUCUUCUGUUAACCCUUCUGUUCCAAUCCUUAUACUUUCGCUUCCCUUUCUCCAGUCAUUGUGGUUGCGCUUCUACGGGCUGGGGCUGCACUAUUUCCGAUGUAACGGAAGCUUUCAGCAUGGUGUCGUUCAGGAAUGCCUUUUCAAAGCAGAUCUCCAGUCGGCCGCGUCGUUACCAUCGUCAGCAUAUUGAGCGAUAACGGACUUGCUUCGGGUUUAUUUCACGGUCGGCAUUGCUAAAUCGAACUUUACGGCUUUAAUUACUUUUAUCAGGUUGGAAAAGCGCCGCAUCUUAUUUUGGUUAUUGCACAGAUCACCUUGUACCCAUUUUAAGCUUUUCUUUUUUUUCGUGACGCACUAUUUUUUUUAACAAAAGGGAAGCCGAAAACAAAAACUACAAAAACAAAAAGGGACAACUACAUCUGGGUACAUGGGAUAUUGAUAGAAGCGUACAAAAAGAAUGGGUUAUGGAAUUUUUUCAGCAAAAGAAAACUGGAAAAGAAAAGCAGCAACGAUUGGGAGUAUCGCGGAGGUAUUCCCCUGCCUGGAUUAUUUUCAAUCAGCGUGGUUUAGGUUGCUUUUGAAACUGUUGAUUUGUUUUCUUUUUUCUGGAGAAUGCUUGUUGAGUUGGGCAAAGCGGGCUAGCUUUUUGGUCGUUAGAUGGAGCGCUUUUUGGCCUUUUAUCGCCUGGAUCGGUAACAUAUGGGAUGGUGGGCGGUUUUGGAGUGCGGCUUGGUGGAUCCCCCUUUAUUUUUUUUACUUUUUAUUUUUUUUGUAUUUAUUUCCCUCGUAUUUCUAUUAUCCUUUUUUAUUUCUGGGUGCCGUUGCAACUAGAUAGGUUUUCAUCAAUAGUCACAGAGUCUCUUCUA